AAUUCGUCGAGGUUGCGAGAUCGCUGGAGGCGUUUCUCUCUCGCUCCGUCUAUGGCCUGUAUUCUGUAUGUGCAUUCGUUCACUGAUCACACUGAACACCUCUUCUCGGUCGGUGCCGCCGAUAUCUUGUGGCGAUCGUGUACAGUGGCGACCCCCCACACCACCGUGUUGCAGUGUGGAGUGACUUUUUAUUUGACGUUUAGUCGCCAUCUUCGUUUUUUAAGUAAUGUUUAGUAGUCAUGUGAAUGUCCCCGAGUAGUUGUCGGAGUUUGCAGCACGAAUAAAAAGAGACAUGUUUCGCAAGUGAAGAUAAGCCGUGUGUCUCACUUGAAGAACGAUUAACACAACACAGGCUUAUGUAUAUAGCAAUUAAGGCGGAACGCAUUUUCGACGCGAUUUCCUAAUUACGUGCAGAUAGAGCAACACCGUGGAUACCGUUUUGGUUGCUUCUAUUCGCCCAGCAUGCGAAGUAGAUGAAUGACGAACGAAAGAAAAAGAAAAACAGUAACAGCCCGGUUUCGCCAGCUUGUGGAUGUUGUUAGCCAGGCGGCAAGUGGUUUGGCGGUGUGUCGGAGGCAAGUGCGGAAGCCUCGAAGAGACUUCGUUCGAGGCUAGAAAGGUAGUAGUGAGCAGACGAUGGUAAAUAACAAGUUGAAUUCAUUCCGAGCAUAAAAUACACCACUUGGUGCAAGGGUAUGUGUGUAGGAACCGUCUGGCUCGGUUGAAAUAUAAAUCGAAGUGAAGAAGAAGCAAGCUGACGGCGGUGUUGGAAGCGAAAGAAGCAAAGUACUGAGAGCAAAAAAAAAACUUAAUGCUUGCAGUUGUUGUUGCUGAUGAUGCAAACAAAAUUUAUAUAUACACACAGCAAAACAACAGCGCGAUACGUACGUAGCACACGUUCGAAGGAUUUUCCAACUCUCGCUACGAACUCGUGAGGAGGGAGCUGCUGUUGCUGUGAUUGAUGGUGCAAAACGAAAGCAGCCCAGAACAUUUACUGUGGAUUAGAAUCUCAAAUCAGCUGACGUCACGUUUCCCUUCGCUUGUCUUGUCUCGUCUCGUUUCAAGGACAAGGUGGCGCUCCCCAGAGAAGAAAGGUGUGCUGCAUCGUAAGACUAAACUGGUACAGCGAAAUCACAACAACCCUUGCUGCUGCUGCCGGACAGCGAUUGACGAUCGCAAAGCAUUGCCCGAAGGAGCAGCCACAGCGCAAUUGUAGCAAUAGCAACAUCGUCAACACGGCAAAGGAUUAUCCAUUACAAAAUAUUUUAUAAUUAUCGCCGCAUAACACCACCAUCUAGCAGCUCUAGUGGACGAGAAAGCGAGAGCCGAAGUGCAGAGCCUUUGUUUUUCUCGACCGAACACGAACACCACCAACGACCAGCGACCGAGACAUCGCGAAGCGCUGGGGAACAAAGAGUCUCCACGAAUACGUACGCAACGAAGAGCGAAUUGGUGAAAUUUCCUCUCUCGUGUCGGACGUAACUCUCUUCGGACGCGAACCCGAGCCCGGGGUUCGUCAAUCCGAGCGACGUUCGCUCGCUGUCAGUCGUCCAGCAGUUGUCGAGCGGUUUGCACGUGAAGUUUAUGUCGCUCGUCCAAUCGGUGACACCCUUGGAAAUAGUGAUUGGGAAAAAAAAUCAUUUUUUUUUACUUCAUUUUUGUUUCGUACUGAGUGUGUGUGUGUGUGUGCGUUCAUCACUUAGUGUAGCCCCCCGGUCGCGUAGUCGGGGUUUCGUUGUGAAGCAAAAGAAGGUAACAAGAGAAAUAUAAAAGUGCUGCUUUUGUGUGAACGUGCGACGGGGAGUUCGCUGUGUGUCUGUCUGUGGGCAACAAGAAAGGCAGAGAAAAGGUGAAAAGUUACUGAAAAAAUUUCUAUUCGUGGUGUGUGCAAUAUAGAGCAGCGAGAGCGAGUGCGAUUUAGUGCUGCUUGUUGUACAGUUAAAGGCCUUUUUUCCGUUCCGAAAGAGUGGAUUUUUCCGAAAACUCGACUGCCGCCCCAAGUUGUUCCCGUAUGCUCCGUGAUCCGUUCGUUGGAUGAUAAGUGAAGAACGCGAAGCGAAGAGUGAGAGGGGAUAAACCCGUUGUGCGGUAAAAUAGGCAUUCGAGAGGGUAAUUCCCCACCGGAGGUAGUUAUCCGAAACUUAUUUGCAUUACAAUGAUCCGAUUACGAAAUCAACACAAUCGGCGGCGGCGUGCGAGUUAGUGAAACUAUAAAGUGCUGUGAGUGGCAGAGGUCGAAUUUAUAAUAGUGCACAGGUGUAACGUAAAACUGUCAACUCGUGUCAAUUUAGCUGACGGUGGGACGGAGAGUGGAGAUCAAAAUUUUCUCACCAUCCGCCCUCUGCACGCGGAAGAAACAAAGGCAAGGUGCUGGUGGUGUGCCCCCAAAGGAAUAGAAACGGAACCAAGUACCAGCAAACGGCACACAACCGGAGGCCUGGCCUGGUGGAGAAGUGGCAGACAAGUGUUCCGUUGAUUCGGCGGUAGUGUUGGUACGAGUGGUGCCGACAGUGGCUUGCGUGGAUUGGUGGUGGAAAACUAAGCUUUACCUGUGGCAACGCCACGCGUAACGAUCGCCGCGACCCCACAUAGAUUCGUGCACAAUUUUUUCAGGGGGCUCUGGCUCCGCCUGCAACAAACAUCAUGUGGGCGCAGUGGUGUCUCAAGCAAGGAAGAAGGCUGGAGGAAUGAGAUGAAUUAUCGUUCAAUUAUCGUCGGACGGUCAUAAAUAUAUCUACGGGGAAAAAAAGAAGAAAAGAACCAUUCAUAAGAGUUUCGUUUAGAAAAACCCCAAAGAAAAACGUCUCUAGUGUCGACGAAAAAUUCUGAGAUUCAGUUUGUGUUGUGUUCUUUGUUGAGAGCUAGCGAGGAGGAGAAGGAGGAGGUGCAAAAAUAGUGUGGCCAAAGGGGCGCUACUCCUCUGGUGAUUCCUAUGUGUUGUGUUGUGACGUUUCUGUAGAAGACCCAAAAUGUCUUAUCGCUAUUGGAUUACAACAAAUGGUUCAACAACAGCAGCGGUAGCAGCCGAAGCAGUAGCGCUCGCACUAUGCCCUGUGCAAUAUGGAUUAAGUAGGUGCUAUUUUUAGCCAGUUGUCGUCUUCGUCGCAGUCACUGGCGAGUGAAGGCAAGAGAGAGAGAGAGCGAGGAAACGUGUGACCUCAUUCUUGCCACUCUGCAGCCUUUGGAUUACCACCGUUAUACAGAGAGUCGAUAGUGUGUUUAUGCGGCGACGGAAAAGUGAAUUAAUUAGUGUUGUCGCCAGAAAUACACGUCCCCCACCCCAACAAGAAGUGCUGAAGAUCGUGUACUAUGCUUUCGAGAUACCUAUGCCACACCGACCGUAUGAGUCAACCGAGUAAUGCGGAAGGGAGGAGCAAUUUGUGAUAACGAAAGCAUUAGUAGCAGAAGCUAGGCCAACAACGAAAUUGAUACGAAUAAGAAACUACAAAUGUAAAAUGGAACCGGCGCCAGACGUAGCGUCGUCGCCCCAGGAUCAGUCGCAGCCCACGACGGAUCCGUUAGCAAUCGAGCCCACCAACCAUCAGCAGCAGAUAGCGCAUCCAGAAUCUACCAACAUACUAUCCGAAGCAGCGCAGGACGCAAAAUCAUCAAAUCAACCACAAGAUGGCGCUCAGCAGCAGCCGUCAGUUUCUUCCCCAUCAGAAGCGACACAUGCACUGGAAACCGCUCAAACGAUUGUUGCGUCCUCGCUUUCCGAGGAGAAGAUCAGCACAGAGGUAACAAAUGCUGCCUCUCCGCCAGAGCGAAAUCCACCAGGUCAACAACCUGAAGAGCAUCAACAAAGUGAGUCGAAAAGCCAAGAAGAAACGACGGCUGCGGAGCCUCCAACGGCGGAUAAUGACUCCGUCAAAGGGUCUGAGAAUGGCGUCAAUGCUGAUAAGAAUGGUACUAACGAUAGUCAAAACUCAAAAGCGCAAUCAAUCCCGAUAGUUCCGGUAUCAUCUGCUCAAGCAUCUCAAACAUCGGAUGGUUCGGUAGUGGCGAACGCUGAACUGUCCGCUUCCAAACCGCCGAUAAUUUCGACUAGUAAUGGAGCGGUGGCAGCAGCAGGAGCAACACCCGCGAGCAGUAGUAGUCCUAGCAUUAGUAAUAGCAACAGCAAUAGCAGUAAUAGUUUCUUAGGCAGCGGUAGCGGCAGCAACAGCGGGAUCGGUGUGAGGAAGUCCGUCACUAGUGAUAAUAGUUUAAAAAUAAAUGGUAUUAGUGAUCUUAGCAUACUGGACGUUACCGAAGGUAACGAUGACGAGAUUGAAGUGAAGGUGGAAGGUGGCAGCCUUAUGCACAAAGUGAUAAAGUUUUCCCUCCUCAACGGAAUGCAGGAUAGCAGCAAGCGGCUGGAGAACAGUAGACUGAUAAUGAGUGGCGUUGCCAACGCAGCCCUCGGGGAGGCGACGCUGGCCACUACAUCAUCGCUUGGCCGGGGAGUUCUCGGAGGAGUUUCCAUACGGCAGGAAGAGAAGUCGAAGGAGGAUAGCUUCAAAGGAAGCACGCUGGACAGCAAAACGACACCCCCUGCCUGCUCAAGUGCUCGGCCCGAUUCGGCCGAACCAAGCUCAUCCUGCAGUAGCAACAGUAACAGUAGUGAUACCAACGUGAAAGGUAGUGAAACAGUGCAAACGAAUCCCAAUCGGACAGAAGAACCGAACGACAAAACCCGACAUUCCGCGGAUAGCAUCGUUAGUGGAACGAGUGGUAGUAGUGGUGAUCUGGUGCGUGAGGAAAACGUAAGCGAUACUUACUGCCGAAGUGCUUCGUUGGACUUCCGGGAGCGGUCCGUACCAUCAUCUGCUGCUUACCCGGCGGGGUACGGCUACAAUGCUUCGUCGAGUUCUGCUGGAUCGGCUUCCACCAGCGCGUCGUUGGAUCUGUCGAAAAUCAACAACGAGACUGAUAGACCUUCGCAGGCGGGAAGUCCUCCGGCGAAGUGGCCCAAAGCCAUGUAUUAUACCGAGCUGCCAGACUUUAGCAAGCCAAUUUUUACCCCGAAAAACGUAUCGACCUCAACGUCAUCCACGGUAGCGGUAGCGAGUGGGGACCGUGGUAUGCCGCCUACCAAAAGCCUCAGUCAGCUGCAGAUGAAGACUCCCGACUUCAGCCGGAUAGUUCCUGCAGCUGUGGCUGUCUCCCAGGCAACCUCUCAUAGUAUUACGCCGACACCUGCCACGAGUGCGUCGAUUACUUCGAACAGCUCCGCACGAUCGCACGAGCUACAGAUAGCCAACCCAGAUUUCUCAAAAAGUUUCAAUCCGAAGUCUCAUCUACCGGCGGUUUCAAAUCCGUCGAAGCCGACCGAUCGUUCGCCCUACAUGAAUCAAGCUGCCUUCGCCGAGAUCAGCAAACAGCGCAACUACAUCAGUGAUUUGCAGCUGAAAAAUCCGCCGCAUCAAGAGACUGCUUCUCAGUCACACCCGAGUGUUGUGAAAGGACCGAUGCCGGUCCAGGGCCCCGGAUUGGGGAGCUAUCGCAUCGAUAAAUCUCAGCCCUCGCCGCAACUCUAUCCUCCGAGCUCAUACCGACAGGAACCAACCAGCCAUGUACAGCUGGAGGAACCCAAAGCACACGUUAUCCACAAAACAGUCGGCGCAAGCCACCACCCACCGGAGGCGGCCAAGCCUUGGAACCCUGUGACCGAAUAUGGUCCCAAACCGAACAGACAAUGUAACGAAAGGGAACGAUACUCACAUCAAUACCCACCAAUCGCAGAAAACAAAGGUCCUCCGCCGUUGACGAGUGAACCACCGUCUCAUGGUUACCCAGGAUACCCUCCAUAUCCGCUGAGCAGAUCCAAAGAUCCACCACCACCGCCACCAUCGACGGUAUCUGCUGCUCACCCUGGUGGUAUAAUCGUGAACAAUGUGAAAACUUACUACCCGGAACCCCCACAGCAGCACCCUGGCGUUGUUAAACCAAACGAAGCUGAGUUCCGUUUGGAGCACAAAGAGAAGCAACUCCGCCAGGAGGGAACAAUCAUUACGCUUAAGCCGAACGAAAGCCGUCCUUCGACGGUUCACACUCAAAGUUCACACUAUCCAGUCCAGCCGUACCACAGUAAUCCCCCGCCGAGGACACGGUCGCCAUCCAUCGAAAGACGCGAUGCCCAGAUGAUGGCCGCUUCCCAGGAGAUACUCUACCGUGACUUUAAACUGAAGCAAUCGUACGAAAUGCCACAAAAAUCAUCAGCGUCGACAAGACCACCACCUUCCGGGGGCAGACUUGCGGAGGAACCUAAACCGCGACCCAUGGAACCUGCAUCUCGUGAUCGGUCUCCGUACGAUGCGUACUACCGUAGUGCGGUGGGUCCUCCACCGAACAGGUACUACCCCCCGUCGGUGCAGCCUGAACACAUCCCCCACAAGCAGUCUGUCAGUCCAGCUUCAUCGGCAAGCUCGUCACCAACUCCUCCAAUGCACAUUCGUACCCGCAGUCCGGUACCACCAGUUCCUAGCAAACAAUCAACUCAGAUAGCCACUCCCCCUGGAGGCGGAGGAAUGAUGCAUCCACCGUCGAAUUGGCCCAAUCAGAGCCGUAUUGUGCCUAGCCCGCAUGGUAGCGGUGCUACGUCCUCUCCCCUGUCGGUGCCCUCCUCGGUGAGCCCGAAUCAUUUCGUCAAUCCAAAAAAUUCACCCAGUCCGGUGAGUUCGUACGGCCCACAACCCGGGUCAAGCCACAACUACAAAUCACCUAGUCCUUCUGCUGCUUCUUCUCCGGUUCCUUACGGCGCAAGCGCCGGCUCCGUAACCAAAUAUACUCAGUACUAUCCCGGUGGUGCGGGCGAGCGCGUUGUGAGCGUUGAAGUCGACAAAGAAUCCUACAAACCCGGCUUCAGAGGCUUAGACUACAAUAUGGAGCAAAAAUUCGCCGAAGUGUACCAAGCGCAUCAGAUGAAGGAGAAGCAAGCGGCGGCGGGUAGCAGCAAACAGAUGGAUUCAUACAACAAGGGGGGUCAACAGUAUCCUGGUGUUAGUGGGGAGUACCCACGACACGGACCCCAACAUCAUCAUCCCUCGCAUCCGAGCAUGCAACAGCCCCACUCAAACGCUGCUCAACAUCCCGGCUAUAAACCUAUGGAUUACAAACCUAAGGAAGCCUACCGGGAUGAGUACGGCAGAUCUAGACCUACCCUGCAAAGUCAACCCCAUCUAAUACCACCGAUGGCAAACGCGCGAUACCCUUCCCCCCAGGAAAAUCUGAAUCAGUACAGUCAGUACUCUCAGCAACGGAUCGGUACGGACGUGGAGAUGAAGAAGGCUGAACCUCAGAUGUACAAACCCCCAAGUCGUGAUCCUUCGCCAGCCCAACACGGACCACCGUACGGUGGUCCAAGUGAGUCUUCAUACCAUCCCUCAAAACAAUCGCACUAUCCGCCACCACCAGCACAGUCUUCAUCAUCGAAGGUUCCUCACCAUGCGGCAUACCCAUCGAUCGCUAACGAGCCACCGGGUCCACCAUCGCACUAUGGUUUACCAGGUAAAAGUUCCUACUCGAGUUCCCCGUACGAGCGUCCUCCAGAAAAACAACCAUCUGUGAUAAGUAGCGCCUACAGUCAAGAACGAACGACGAGUUCUCGUCCCGUCGGCUAUCCAGAAUCGCGACCACACCCUUCCGCAGAUCAUUACCCCCCGAGCGGAGGAGGAUAUCAUCAGGGGCAGCAGCUGAAGGCAACAGCGGCCUCUCAAGGCUAUCCUCAGCAGGGCAGUGGUCAUUCGGUGUAUACAACUCCUCCCUCAACCAGCAGUCGGGAUUCAUCCUGGCACUAUCACCACCAGCAACCGCAACAGCACCAACUAUCAGUGGUGCAACCAGUUUCCGGUGGUUCCGGGUACAAUACCAACCGACAUCCACCGGUUCGUGAUGAACGACAGAAUCCCGUUAUACAACAAUCUCAACCAAGUAAGAACAUCCCGGUGAAGGUGAUUGCCACUGCCAACACAGCACCGACGGCUGCUCCUUCCUCCUCUACUACCGUGGCUCCGGCCACGAGUACCACGAAGCGAGAAUCCCCGCUGGAUUUGUCUGUGAAAACAGUCAAGACCAAAGCCGACUCAACGGCCAGCGAUGACUUCGCUCAAAGCAGUCGGCAUCGUGAGGUUGUUCCGAAGGUGAACUUUAAUCCCAACUUCAAAAAGCAUAUUCCGGGAUACCCGGAGAGACCUUCGCUCGAAGUGCGACCCCCACAACAACAACAACAACAACAACAACAACAACAACAACAACAACAACAACAACAACCACAUGGCCAGCCACAGUCGCCAUAUCAUCCUCAGGUGCUGAGAGAUCCACAACCGAUUCCUCCCCAACAUCAACAUCACUCACUGCAAGCCUCGGCCUCUUCCUCAAAAUCCUCACCUGCUCCAUCUCCCCAACAGUCGGAUCAGCGUGAGACACCCGUAGUCAGCCCGGCGAUACCUCCCGGGUAUGACAAGAAGACGGAUGCGUACAUGUCGGCGAACUACCGAGCUGUGGGUGGACCUCCGGGUGAAGUUCGUGACACUGCCCGGUAUCAACACGACAAUCGCUGCUACCCCCCGCCACACGAACGAGCUGGUCCUUCGGAUCAACGUGAACCAUCGGCUCUCUACGGCGUUCCUUCCGAUCCCUACGCGCAACGGUUACCUCCAGGGGUUACUCCUGCCCCACAAUAUGUCUACCAACAAUCCCCUUCCGGAGUGGGCCCAAAAAUGGUGGAUCCAUACUACCAAAGUGGAGCUAGACCCGCGCCUUCUGCGGCGAACAGAAAUGUGUACUACCCACCGCACGAAAUGGCUCGCAGCGCGAGCAAACAUCCACCUCUCGCACAAAAGCCUACCAUGGAUGAUCCUCGUAUCGAGGAUCGUAAAUUCGUCGAAAGUAUGCUGAAGAAACAGACUUCGCCAUCGGCGGAAGUCAUAGCGGACCUUCAGGCGGGAAAGUUCUCUACCAGAAUACCUUCCGCGCUUGCACCAGCGAAGAAACGACCAGCGGAAACUGCUCCAAAACCUUCGCCAACGAAGGUGUCCCGUGUUGGGGAGCACAACAUCCAUCGACCAUACGAUAACAGCUAUCCACCCUAUUCGGGAUCGCCAGCCGCACCGAGAGACUAUUAUCCUGCCGUUCCGCUGAAACACGAACCGGCGAGUCCACAGCCAGCUGGAGUCUACUACACGGAAAAACGUUCCGAAGCUCCUUCGAUCAACCGUGGUGUUCUGGCUACAGCCCAAAGUCAUCCACAGCCUCCUUCAACCAACGAGCAGCAACAUUCGGUACUGCAGCAGCACCCGAAUGUGGAGCAUCCGAGUUCUCGUCCGGUGCAUACACACCCUUCGGUUAUUACGAGCUACCAACCUAAUAGGGCAGAAGUCUUAAGGUCUACCAACGAAAGUCUCCAACAAAGAGACUACCGGCAUGGCUACAAGCCAGCGGAAGAUCAUCAUCAAUUUCCACCGAAGCCGGAGCCCUUUCGUGACGGCUACACUGAUCCGAACUACAGCGGAUCAGUCGAAGACCGAACCGGAGCCGGUAGACCAGUAGAUCAUCCCAAUCAAACCACUACGAUUGUGAUGCAAUCCCACAUCCAAUAUGGCGGUCAUCAGCCGCCUCAACAACCCCUGCAACCAUCUCACUACAAACAUCCAGAGGUGUUUCAGAACUCCCCACGACCCGAUUACUACUCCAACUCUCCAACGGUUCAACAGCUCUCUCGACCCUCGAGCAUAAUCGAGAACCAGCAAUGCAACAAGUCCUACGAAAACAUCCCGCGGCUAAUGACGACCACAAACCCCGCCAAACUCAGCCCGGACGCAGCCCAACGCCUAACGCCCUCCCACCUCCACUCCAGCAGCAUGGAGUCGCUGAGUCAAGCCUCCUCAGCACCCUCCCCGCAGCAUCGCGGGGCUGACCAGUCGGUAAUAUCCAAGCUGCGGACCAGCCUCGAGCAGAAGGAACGCAUCAACCAGCUGCGCAAGCAAACUAGCUCGGAAAUGUCCGAGGAAGACACCAAACCAUCGUCGGAUGCGGCCAGCUCCUUUCCGCCGUCCCAUUUUCGCUCGAAAGGCGCCAUGAAGGCAUACACGCCGAUCCCUGCCUUUGAUAUGCAGAGUUCAACGACGCCCCAGGAGCAGCAACCACCCCAACAGUUGCCGCAAGAUCAGUCAGUCGAGUCAGUCGAGGCUGCGCAGCGAUCUGCACCUGCGCCUGCACUACACCAUAGCCCCAAGCCACCCGAUCCCGUGACCGAAAUCCCAAAGGAUCCGAUCGAACCACCACCGGAUAUCGAGGGGGCAUCGGCACUCGACAUGCUCGACUGGGGCAGUGCGUGCAACGAACUGGUCGAGCAGUUGCAAACGGGGAAGAAGCGCGGUCGACGGAAACGGGGCGCCGCAAACGCGAAGACCCCCCUGAAGGACACAGCUGAUGACGAUGAAGAUCCCGAUCGGGAUGAUUUUGAGAAGGAGCUUCCGGGGAUCGCAAGUAGCACCCUCUCGGAGGUGCCCCAGGAGGUGUUGAAGUCCGCUGCUCAGGAGAUUCCUGGGGAUUUCGGCAGCUCGAGUGAUGAGGAUAAGCCGCUGCAUUUGCUGAAGCAGCAUGGUCCGAACACCGAGCAGAGUGAGACGAAGGAAGAUGCCGAGGAGGAGGACCGGCAGCAGCUGUUGCACGCCAUCAAGAACUCGACCAUGGAGAAACUGUCGGAGAAAAUCGCUCGAAACAUGAGGGAGAAGCAGCGGCUGGAGUUGGAGCAGAAACAUGAGGCCAAGCUUGGCCGGUCGAGCAGUUCCGAGAGCGAAUCGGACACGAAACGGGUUGUCCAGAGGACAAAGAUGAGAGCGAGGAAAUUGCGGAAUCGCUCCAGCGUACCACUGAAAUCAUCCGAAGUGAACACCGACGAGGAGGACGAGGAAGAAAUGGAUGAGGAGAAGAAGCAGAAGGCAGAAGCCCAAGUGCGAGAUCUCCGGAAGCGAAAGAAAAUGGAUCGAACGUCGUCGGAGUCGGAGACGAGGCCGCAUGUGAAGAAGGUGAGCAGAUGCCAGGAGCAGAUCAAACCGCAGCUGAACGGAACCGAUUUGAGUUCGGACGAGGAAGACCCAAAAACCCAAUCCCCGAACAAGAAGUCGGAGAGAUCCAACGCGAAGGGCGCCGAUGCGAAGCGCGAGGGUGCCCAGGCUGAUAGUAGUGAUGGGGACACCAAGGGAGGAUCUGUCAACGGGAAACAGAAUUGUGAAGCGGAUGCGAAGGCUGGUGAGAGCAGUAUGACGGAUUCCGAGGGCGGCAGCGUGAGGAAUGCGAAGAAGGGGUCAAAAAAGUGCGUGAAUACGAAGAGGAACGUCACCACUGCCACGAGAUCGUCGUCGUCUAAGGUUGUGGAGGAGUCCUUGGAGAGCGCGGAAUCUGCCGUUGAAGAAGAAACAAUGACCCGAUCGAAAAGCAAGCUGGAGAUGGAGAAACGGCGAUCGAAUAGUAAAGUUCUGCGCAACGACAAGAUCAUAGAGAACAACGUGAAGGAUCGGAAAAAGCCCGACAAUGUGACACCCCCGAAGUUCAAGAAAGGGUUGAUUAACGCAAAGUUGGAGGCUAGCAAGAAGCGCAUACUUGAUAGUGAUUCCGAUGCUAAAUCUGUACAUGCAAAAAAGCGAACCAGGAAGACGUCUAAGCUGCAUACGACGACAGCGUCGGAAAGUUCGGAUGAAAGCGACGCCGAAACCGUUUCGGAGCGUCUACGAUCGAGGAAACAGAAGUGUUCAGAAACUUCGGCGCCCUCGUCUACCUCCAAGAGGGGGACCAGUCAGGACGGGAGGACUCCACUAAAGGGAACCCAGACAGAGAAAAAGAACGCAAAAGUGACUGAUUCCUCGAAGAAACGUGGUCGUCAGACGAAGAAGACUUCCAAAGAUUGUGCCACAGAGAACACAAGUGACAACUUCUACCCCGGAUGGGAGAAUGAAUUCUACGAAUUCAAACGCUCGCUGAAGAUCCCGCAUGCGUUGAUCACGAUAAACGGACGCAAGUCGGUUUACCGGAUAUCAACCUCCCUGCCGGAUCUGGACUCACACCAUAGCGACGAAUCGGAGACCUUCUCGGAGAUUGUGAAAAAGAUAAACCAGAAGGACUCCUCAGCGGGCAAGAGAACCAAAUCCAAGGGAGCUUCCAACAAGCAAACCCCAAAGAACAACAAUCAUUUGAGCAAGGAGCAGCAGUUGGAGGAAGCGAAACAGAUAGACGGCAACAAGAAGUUUACAUCGAUCAUUGAAAUGCUCCACGAGCGGAUGCUACGGCACGUGAAAACGAGCAAAGUGAGGAAAACCAAAGGCGCUACCGACAAAGAGGCACUCAAACCGAAACCCGAAUUCGAGCUUCUAUCAACACCCGGUGCCGAGAGCGAAGCUCUGUUCAACCGCAAGAAGAAAUCGCUGUUCGACACCGCCAUCCUCAAAUCGCGAACCCGCACCGAACAGAAGGUGAUGCAGAGCAAGGAAAUCAUCCGGGAGGUGUUCGGUGGGGACGAUGAGCGACCCCAAUCGGCACCCCCGCUGAGCUGCGUUCAGGACAUAAAGAACGUAACCUACGAUGAGAUGUACAACGAAAUGCUCUCGAAGAGCAACAAUGUGGCGACGUUUCUGACCCAGAAGAAGCUACAGCGUGACCUCGCGCUCGCGUCCAACUCGGUGGAGCCUUCUGUGAAGGUUAAGCUUGAAGAUUUGGACGACGAAACCCAGGACAGCGUGCUGAAGGACUCCGGAAGGGUUACGGAGGAGGGUGACACCCCGUCCGUGGUUUCCGAGCGAGAUUUGGCGACUCCGGUCUCGUUCAAAGGGAGCGGGAAAAAGAAAACACACAAAAGUAGGAGGAAAGGGAGUUCUGGCUUCGAUUACAUCCGGAAGAAGAAGAAGCCAGUGGUGAACAAUGGGGAACACAGCGCCAACGUGAUACCACGCAAGAAGGUCACCUCGGUUUUCGAGACCCUGGAGACGAAGGAUGAAACACAUAUCAGCAAGGAGAUUCGGAGUUGGGUGCUCAACAAGGGGGUAGGCGAAAGUGUUAUGCACAAGGCUGCUCGGCUUGGAUACACGGACGUCAUCGUUUACUGCCUCGAGCGACUGGAGAUGGACCCCGAUCAGAAGGAUAACGCCGGGUAUACCCCAUUGCACGAAGCGUGUGCCAAAGGUCAUCUGGACAUCUGCAACUACCUGCUUCAAUAUGGAGCGAGCCACUCGGAAACGGCACUUUCCGGGAUUCGUCCUCUGCACGAGGCUGUUGAGAAUUCGUUCAUCGAAGUUGUUCGGUUGCUGCUAGCAUUCGGAGCCGAUCCAAUGCUGGCAACGUAUGCCGGACAAACACCAAUACAGCUGGCAGAGAACAGCGAAAUGGAACAUUUUCUCCAAAAUCAUCUUCUCGACAUCCAAAGCCUGAGCCCGAUGAAAACCGGCUGGAAAAUGGACGGUCCGUGGAAGAUUCAUGUUGGAUAUCCCAUUUCAGAUCCCGAAGAGAGUGGCUGCGACAUAUUUGCAGACAUUCCGGGUUUCCUGGAGACAACCGCUAACAGCCUGCAUAACAACUCGGCUUCAACGGAACGCUCGUCGAUGAGCUGCUCCACCCUGCAGGACGCACCUUUGUGUCUUCCGCCACCUCCACCUCCAAUGCCACCGCCACCACCAUCGCCACUGACGACAGGCGGCGCGAUGUCGCAAGCACCGGCGAAAAAGUGUGACUCCAACUCUAACAUCAUGAACUUUGAGAUUAAGCUGGAAAGUGAGCUGACCUACGAACGGAGGUACAAGGAUUGUGCCGUGGUUCUGAACGACAUCCAUGAGCUGAACAACGGACGGACUGUAGCGACGCCACCCAAUACAACCACCACAACAACAACGUAUUUAAACGGGCAGCUGAAGCCGACGCUGGAGGUGAAGGAAGAGGUUGUCGAGGAAUGCACCACCACCACCUCGAUGAACGGUGGGCCGAGCAUUCAGUUUGACGAGGAGGAAAGUGAUGACGACGGGGAGUUUCUGUUUGAGUAUGAGGAGGCGGAUCGGCCUCUGCCACCGCUGUAUCUGUUGAAGGAUGAGGCCGCCGGGGAGAAGUGGAUGCUGAUGACGGACCUGUGCAACGUUUUGAAGCUGAAGUCGAAGGAGGCGGUGAUUAGACAGAUCUGCUCCAACUCCAACGCAACUAAUCUCAUCGUUCCCAACAACAGUGCCACCACGACCAGCGUGGUGGCCAGCGGUGCUAAUGGAGCCGGAAGCGCCGCCGCCGGUACGCGUGAAAUCAUUCGGGAACUAAAAAUCGAGGACUUCCUAACCCGCGCGAGCUGCCUGCAGCUCCUUUGCGCUGGCGAGAAACUCAACAUCAACUCCAACAAGGUCGUGUUGGUGAAAUACAACGAGAACGUGCGCAAUCUGCUCCAGGUGCAGGCGCUGGUGACCAGAAUCUAGAACCGAUAAACGAACGAAAGAAUAUGCCUUAUUGUGUGUGUAGGUAGAGUUUUUGGAGACUAACCGUGUGUGUAUUAUGAAGUGUGGAUAAAGCAGGACCCUAGGUUAGUAGCGAAAAUAGAAAUGAAAGGAACCGGAGUGACUUAAACGACCGAUAUAGAGAGGGACAGGGCUAAAAACGGAACAACACUUGCUCAGGUUACAAUUAGAAUGUGUGUAGAAUAAUGGACUAAUUUGUUAUUCGAUUCUUAGGUUAUAAUGGGUAUUGUUUUCAAUUUUGCUCGGUAAUUACCCAAGGCUUGCAAUGGUUUGCCAGCCAGCCGCGAAGCGGAGGCUGAACAUGGCAUGCUUUGUCAUGAGAAAAAAAACAAGAAAAGCUUCAGCUCAAUUCACACUCAGAUGGCGAAUAUCGAUUGAGGUGAACCGAACUGCAAAUAUUUACUAAUCCGCACAAUCUAAGAAAAAACACAGAAAAUCGUGCCUUCCGUUCGCUGCAACAAAAUAUUGGUCUCGGAUAGGGGCCCAUCUGCUGCACAUUAUGAUGAUGCGGAAAAAAGAACAUCACAAUCAAACUCACGAAUGAGAUAUUAUUUUUUACAGACUAAAUCAAAUUUGUUCCAAAAUUGGGAUAAAAAUUAUUAUCUUUUUUGUUGAUGGUUAUCAUGCACAUCGUCAAUCUUAUGAUGGAUUGGUUCCCUCCGCGUAAGGGACAUGUAAAUAUUUCAAAAAUAUUUAGAAACAGUGCGGAAUACCGACCACAACCACGAUGAGGUUUUCAGCUGUUGAAACAGCUGCUGCUACCAUUUUUUUAAAAGUAAAAUCAUACAUACGUUAGUUUCAUAUUUUAGUUAAAAGUUUCCAUUAUCGUUUAAGUGUUAGUUGUUUGCCCGCCCGCAAGCAAACCGUGUGGGCCGCGCUUCGCAAGAAUAUUUAUUUUUAGUUCAAAUUUGCUUGUUUUAGUUGAUGUUUAUUUUUUAGUAGUAUCGUAACACACCACGCAUUCGUAUUUUUUAUGUUCAAAUGUUAACUCUAAUAAUGGUAUGAUGAUGUAAUUAAUGUACAUUUGUUUUUAGGGCGUAAGGAAAAACCAACAAAACAAAUUUAUUGAAAGUUAGUUUAUUCAGAAGUAACAAAGAAGCGAAACCCGACUUUGAAACUUAGAGGCGAAACAAUCUUGACCACUUGCACUAAGUGCAGAAUAACAAACAAACAAAAAAUGAUGUGAAAAAGUGAGGGAAAUCGUUCAUUAAAGUUUAAAGUAUACCCACACACCCCCCUUAUUGUUACAAGCUCAUAGCAAACGUGCAGCAACUGUGUAUAGAAUUAAAUUCACUAUGUUAAUAUGCGAAAAUGGUUGAAUUCCGGAAUGACUCAUUCGGCGCUCCCGAGCCUAACAUAGGCGGACGGAAUUCAGCGGUACUUCCUUCCUGCUGUGAGAAGUUGUUUCUAACGAUUAGGUUAUAAUAAUAGGACAUUACACUCAGAUUUGAAGAGACUUUCUUGUUAGUUGCGAAAUAGUUUGGCGGAGAAUAGAGAAACGAAACAGUAAAAAAAAAAACGGUUAUGAACAAGGGCAACAAAAACGGUUUCGAAAACACAGUAGGCGACAGCAACAACAAAAAAAUGGUGAUGGUUAGUGAAAGCAUGGUAUAUAGGAAAGAAAAGAUAAACGCAAAUCAAACACAGCAGAAACUCGUGCAAUCGAUUCAUGCUCAGUUCGGCAACUGGAGUUUGAUAAUAAAACUGAGCAGAGGGUGAGAGGAUGUUUUCUAUUAGAAUAGGAAAUCUGAAAACGACCGCGGAAACUGUUUGUGGUUAUGCCGUUCGAAGAAAAAAAAAACAAAAACGAUGAUUAUUCUAUGUGAAUUAUAUAAAACAAAGAAAUGUGAUUUUCGCAGAAUAUACAACAUUUAUUAUUACGAUAAGGAGGAGAAAAAACAGAGGUAAGAAAAAAAGAAUAUUAAUAUGCAAAUAGAAUAAAACCCAAAUUUAU
This is a messenger RNA of Toxorhynchites rutilus septentrionalis, 16413 nucleotides long. Its product is annotated as nascent polypeptide-associated complex subunit alpha, muscle-specific form. Gene Ontology annotation, cellular component: nucleus. The transcript has 8 exons. The record is from RefSeq and is a predicted model, not a curated record. NCBI's taxonomy places the organism in Eukaryota, Metazoa, Arthropoda, Insecta, Diptera, Culicidae. Gene Ontology annotation, biological process: negative regulation of transcription by RNA polymerase II. Bases 3456 to 14420 code for a protein of 3654 amino acids. Gene Ontology annotation, molecular function: protein binding; transcription corepressor activity.